AUGGCAGAGGCAAAACAAGAUCUGGAGCAAUUGGCGAAGCAGCUGACUGAGGAUCGUCAGGAAAUCCAAUCCGGCCGCGUGAAACAGGAGGCGGCAGACAAAGCCGCUGAGGCAAAAGGCUGUUUCCGUGAAGCUGCCGAGAGUGCCGAGGAGAUCAAGCUCGGCGAGCGACCGGGGAAGAUGUGGAUCCUGGCUGGGGAGGACUUGCGUGCUCUGAAAGCCUUCGCGAGGGCGCACGCUUGGUCGGCCUUUGUGGAGCACGCCGUGACGCUCGCGCAGAAGGGCAAGGACAAGAAUAUUUCGGGGCCUUUGCUGGAUGCUGUGAUCUCUGCCACGCGAGACCUUGCAAAGCUUCUGCGAAAGAAGCCGCAGGACAGAAGCCUCGAGGACUCCCUGAAGAAAUGCGUCGGCAUCCUCCCAGACGAGGAGCAAGAUACUUGCCUCGAAGAUUUGGGCAUUCCAGGCCUCAGGCUGGAGGUGCUGCAUUCCCGCAAGCAGUACGCAGAAUGCGCGGCCAUCGCACUUGAGAUGCGCGACUGGGACAAGGCACGUGGAUACUACAGUGAGGCCAAGGAGCCGAAAAAGAUUUCGUGGCUGGCUCUCUUGCAAGGACUUUGGGAGCUUACGCCGCACGGAGGUUUGAUUCCAAAGCUGACGGAGCUGGACGAGACCCUCAGGGAGAAGAAGCGCAGCGGACUCUUCAAGAAGGUCGCUGGAGUGUUUCAGACGAGUCCGCCGAAGGCACAUGUGAUCGAGCCCAGCGAAAAGCCUCUCGCUCCAUGGCCAGUCCUGAUGAUGCGGACCCGUGGUCCACUUCAGACCCUUGGGGCGGCGGCAAUCAAGUUGAUGCUGCUGCCGAGCCUGAACGCGAAGCUGCGCGACCUACUCCUGCUACUGAUGAUCAGUCUUGGGAAGUCCAAGGAAAUGGGCACGCUGGGACAGCAGAGGUUCUCAAGACGGAGGGAGCGACGGCGGCAACCACUCCGCCGACAGCAACGGGGCCUCGAACUGGUCUUGGGCUACUCAAACUUCUGGCAGCUGGGGCCGCUGGAACCGGACGUGGCGAUCCCAAGGCGACUGGGGCCGCUGGCAGUGGAUGCCAGCCGACAACGUCUCUACUUCGACUUCUGCGGGUACCAGCGGAACGGCGCCGAUUACAUGGAACAGUUCUUCAUGGACGAGGUGGGAUGGAGACGUGGGGCCUACAGCGGGUUCUACAAGUACCUCCGGGACUCCGCCCACUACGUGGACCGCGGCAGCUACUACGGCAAGUUCGUGGAAUGGAGGGCCUGCGGCGACAUGGGAUGCGUCUACGGGGACUGUGCACCAGCCCUUUGGAGGGACAAAGGGGCCUACGGAACGGCUCAUCGUCCCCACCUUCACCGGGGACACCGAGAAUGGCGGCGACCUUGGAACAUCGACCAACGCGCGCUGGUGCUAUACCAGCACUUAUCUGGUUCUGCUUGGGUGAACUCAGAGUCUUUGAAUGUUGAGGAUCUCGCCCAUCCUGAAGGCGUGGCCCGUCUACGAGAAUGGAUUCGUCAACACUACCUGGACGUGGAGGUCACACAGGUGGGACGCUCCUUGAGUGAUUUGUUCAGGAAGCUCCGCAGGCGUCCUCAACAGAGCUUCCGGGACUAUGCCGCGGAGUUCAACCGCUUGCUGGCGAGAGUCAUAGAGUGCGGUUGCGCUCUGCCUGAUGUGGCCAACGCUUGGCUCUUCGUGGACAGGGCCAACCUCGACGAGGCCACGGAGGUCAGCUUGCUUGCGAGUGUAGGUAACAAGUACGCUCUCAAGGCCUUGCAGUCUGCGGCUAUCGUCUUGGACAGGUCGAUGCGAAAACCCUGGGAGAAGGCAGGCUUCCGUGGGAAGCCCCAGAGUGUCAACCAGACGGACGACCUGGAUGGCUGCGAGGCUUCGGAUGUUGAGCCCCCUCUUCACGAUGACCCCGAAUGCAACUCCGAAGAACUCUACCUCACUUACAUGACAGCAAAGGCCCGCUACAAAGAGUCUGCCAAGGCACGGGGAACUGACUACAGAGCCACUGAGGCCGACUCGGGUGGCAUCCGGAAGGCUGCCGAGGCCAAAAUCCAGUUGGCCAAAGCGAAGUCCCACUGCUCUGCUUGUGGGCAGCGGGGCCACUGGCACAGAGAUGCUAUCUGCCCCAAGUUCCCUGGCAAUGGCAACCAAGGCUCCGGCGCCAAGGCACAGACGAUCCACGUCACCAACGAGGUGUUUGAGCUCACCACGGGCACGCGCGAGGGCCUCAAGGCGAUCCUGGACUCCGCUUGCUCUAAGACUGUGGUUGGGACUGGGUGGCUUCAGAAGUACCUGGACUAUGUCAAGGGAAGCGGCUACGAUGUGGUCUUUGUUUAUGAGAAGGAGAGCUUCAAGUUUGGGGCCGCCAGCCGGAUCUACGAGUCCACCUAUGCCGCGGUGAUCCUCGUACCUCUUCUUGACCACCUCAUCGCGAUCAAGGCCUCGGUGAUCCACGGGGACAUCCCCCUUCUUCUUUCGAGACCGGCUUUGGCACGACUCGGCCUCGUCUUGGACCUCGGAAGUAACGUUGCUACCUUCCGCUCACUCGACGGUGGCGAGGUCGAACUGGAGGAAACUACGAGUGGGCACCCUGCUGUUGUAGUUGAUCACUCCAAGCUGGCUAAGCCGGACACUUCAAGGCUCCCUGACAACUGGGAGCCACAUGGAAUCGCGAUCCUCGGCCCUCGCGAGGUGUACAUGGUUGCUUGCAGCGGGGAUGUUUUGGGCGAUGAUCAAAGGGAUCCUGGUGAUGUCGAUGCGGUGACGAAGAUCUUUUACGACAAGAAGAUAGAUGGUGCUGUUAGGGACAUGCUGACGGGUGACGUUCUUAACGAGGACCUCUUUGUGACAUGUGGGCUGUCAAAGAUCUUGGCGAGUAUCCAACUUUGUGGGUUGGCCGCAGUGUGUUCAAUCGAGCUCAAUCUGUUGCCCCUCCGCGUCCCGUCGAUCAUGCUCCCAGUAUGGAAGAUGACAAAGGCCCAGUUGAUCGACGAGUGCAAGCGCCGGCAGCUGGCGUUCAACGAGGCGUGGACGUGCCCAGAGCUUCGGACGAUCCUCAUCGCGGACCGGGAGUACGAGACCAAGAGGAAGGGAGUUGCGGUGCCGAAGGGCUUGUCGUCCAUGAACCUGGACGAGCUGAAGGCCGAGGCGCACAAGAUGGAGCUGACCGUGAAGUCCGGGGACACAAAGGGGAGUCUCAUGCUGCGCAUCAGGGACGCAGCGGCCCCGGCGGAUACCGUCAUGACCAUUGGUCGGUUCCGAGGGACGACGUUUGCCCAGAUCCCGGACAACUACGGAGACUGGGCGUCGGAGGAAGAACGCCAGAAUGGAACCAACAUGCACAACGACUUGAAGCGGUUUGUGAUGUGGCGGCGACAUCACAGGUCCAAGGGACAGAACACCCCGGCUGCGGCGGCGAGCACCAUGGAGCCGACCUACCUCGACGCGGAGACCUACGCGACAGUGCCCCCGCCGCCGAUCAGCGAGACGGGUUCGUCGUCCUGGGCGAUGGUGGCGGACUACGAGAGUGCGUUCUCCGAGGGGUACAACCCGCAUGCGAGAGGCCGUCCGGCCUUGUGGAGGGAGGCCCAAACACCGGUGCCAGCUGCCAAGCCGAAGCACCGCUCAGCCAAGACGAAGACCAAGGACUCGGAGGGCCCCGAGCGCAUGGAGCAGGAGAUCGACCCGGCCACGAUGGACGAGAUCCAGGCACUCGAGGCGCGCCUGGCCACUCUACGCGACAGGUUUUCAGAUCGUGUUCUUCUGGUUCGGAAGACUCGAACCAUGGGAUCCUUGCUACGCGACACGGAGGUUCUCGAGGUCCUUGCGAACUACAAUCUCAAGCCCACAAACCACCGUCGUGCUGGAUUGCAUGGCGAAAGUGAGGAAGGGAAGCGGUGCAACCUCGGGUACUACGCCUACGGCACCUUCAAGGGAGUCGGCCGCCGCACGACCGAAUGGCCCAAGUUGACCACCUACUUGAACGAGUUCCUCGCUGAUUGUGUUGGGGAAAGCGGUCAUGGUCAAGGCCGGGCCACGUGGGCGGCCCUUGCACUACUGGGCGACAUACCUACUGGGAUCCACACGGACCGGAACAACCUCAAGGGCAGCUUCAACUACCUGGUCAGUUUUGGCAGCGGCAAUGGAGGAGGGGUCUGGAUCCAGGAAAAGGGCGGCGGAACUUGGCGCCGCAGUGGAAAUGGCCAAGAGAUCGAGGGGCGCAUUGUUGACGCCCACGAACAAGGAUGGGAGUUCGAUCCACGGCUCGCCCACGCCACCGAGCCCUUCAACGGCGAGCGUUGGUUUCUUGCGGGAUACACCCCACGCUCUUUUCCGGAAGCCUCCAAGAGCGAGAGGAAAAUCCUGAACGACCUCAAGUUCCCGGUACCCACCAAGGCCGAGAUCCGGGAGAUCAAGAAGCGCGACGACUAUGCGAUCGACAUCCCGGAGAAGGAGACCGCCCAUGAAGGAGGUUCAGGCUCGCGACCAAAACGGAGCGUUCGGAAGGGCAUCCGCCGAACGGCCAUGAUGCUGUCUGUCUUGUUCACCACGGCCAUUUCGACCAUGUGCGGUGUUGUACGUGAUGCACUACCAGCUCAUGUCAGUCCUGCAACCGCCAUUCUUGAGGUUGGUGGACUCUCUGCUACCUGCCGGCUUGCUGAGUACGAUAUCUGCGGCGACCACCUCGUGGAACCCCUGCUCCCUGAGGACGUGCUUUCCAACGACCACCCGGAGGACCUGGGCAUUGGCUACAUCGAGGCGGCGGUCGUCCGCCACCGGCCCGGGCAGCUCUGGAUUCAUAUGCUACCCGAAUGGGGCUGCGACGCGGUGUUCCGUGAUUUGGUCGAGGCGAUCAGCUACCAACUGGGGAGGGGACAAGCCGUGGUGCUGGAGAGGGAGGUCGAAGAACCUCUCCUUUGGGAGAGCUUAGCCAAUGGUUGGGAGGAUGCGGGCUACGACGUGACCUACGAUUUCACCGAGGACGGCCAUCAGUACAUCCGGGUUGUCCAGGCCCAGUCAGAGGGGGAGAUCCACUCUGUGUACGUCGGCGACAACGAGAGCGAGGAAGAGUUGCUCCCUGCACCAAGCGAAGAACGCAGAGCUGAAGAUGAGGGCCCCCUACCACGAGGUGCCCGGGCAAUCAGUUUUCCGCCCACCGUCUCCGAGACGAUAGCGACCAGUCUGCGCCGUCUACACCAGAACCUUGGACACCCUAGCACCGCCGAUUUUGUUCGUCAUCUACGCCUGGCCGGGGCAUCCCGUGAAGUUCUGAAAGGGGCUAAGGCCCUAGAGUGCCAAGUCUGUCAAAGGAGCAAGCAGCCGGCUAUCCCCAAACCGGCUAAGAUCGCCCCUUGCUACCGGUUCAACGAGAUGGUCGGCACGGAUUUGUUCUAUGUCCACGACAGCGAAGGCCGGCGACACCAGCUCCUCUCUAUCGUCGAUUUCUCGUCUGCCUACCACAUCGUUGUGCCAGUGCAGAGGAAGGACACCGUUACACUCGAGAAGGCGUUCUGUGAGAGUUGGGUUCAGAUCUUUGGGGCUCCGACCACGGUUGCGGUCGAUUUGGAGAACGGGUUGGAGAAGUCUCUGGCCCGUAUUGGCGACUGGACGGGGACCCGCAUUCGCAGUGCGGCCGGACAGGCCCACCACCAGGCUGGCUACACGGAACGCCAAGGAGCUAUCUGGAAGUCCCUUUUCAGCCGGAUCUGCGAGGAACAAUCUGUAUGCCAAAGUGAUUUCCACCUCGCUGUGAGCGCAGUCUCUUCUGCAAAGAACCAGCUGACACGGACGAGCGGUUUUAGUCCUUGCCAGCAUGUGUUUGGAUCGAUGCCGGGGCUCCCAGAAGAUCUUCUUGAGGGUCCCCACGCUGACCACCCGGAACAGGAGGCGAUCAUCGACGACAAGCACGCCCGUGAGGUCGCACUUCGAACGGCCGCUCGGGCCGCCUACUUCCAUGUCCAGACCGAUGAGAGGGUUCGCCGCGCCCUUGCAGGGCGCGCCCGCGUUGAAAGCCGAAUGCCAGAAACCGGGGAAAGGGUCUUCUACUUUCGCAAGACGAAGAACAACAAGAAGGGCUACUGGGUCGGACCUGGAACUGUCAUCGGGCGAGAAGGCGCGAACCUAUGGAUCACCCGAGCCGGGAGAUGUGUUCUAUGUGCUCCAGAGCAUGUUCGGCUUGCAACCGGCGAGGAACUUGGUCAGGCCUUCAGCAUGAAGGUCGCGCAAGAAGACUUGGACAAGUUGUUGAAUGCCGACUCCGAUGAGCCGGGCGCCUACGACGAGGAUCACGAGGACCAAGGAGACGAAGAGAUGCUCAACGCUGGGGCUGCUGGCGUUGGCGAGAUUGUGUAUGACAUGGAGCUGGACGGAGAAGAAGAACGACGUGGGCUACGACGUGACCUUGUUCGUGUGCCUCCUCGUGUCCUGAAGCGACAGCGACGCAAGGGGCGCGGUGAGGAGGCGGCCGUUGAUGGUGGACCCCGCGAAGGGCCCAGUGAUGUGAACAUGAUCAAGCGAGCCCGCACCCAGCGGUCCCGGGAAAAGCAGCUAGAGAAGGAGAUCCCUUGGUCCCUCAUCCCGGAGUUUAUGAGGCCGAAGUUCCGGGAGAAGGAGAUGGUCCAGUGGCGAGAACAUGUGGACACUGGGGCCUUGGAAGUCCUGAGUGUCGAGGAGAGCGAACGAGUCCGCCGCGAAGAACCGGCGAGCCGUAUCCUCGGCUCACGUUUCGCCUACAGGGACAAGCACCUCGGGCGCAGGCGCGCCGACCCUACUGUGGAGUGGAAGCCUAAAUCAAGACUGGUCGUGGCUGGACAUCUUGAUCCCGAUGUGGGCGUGGCCAACAUCGAGGUCGACUCUCCCACGGUGUCAAGGGCAUCCUUGAUAUCUUUGCUUCAGAUAUGCGCUUCCAAGCGCUGGAAGGCUGCUGCAGGAGAUGUUCAAGCUGCUUUCUUGCAAGGGGUUGAACUCGGGCGCCAGUUGUGGAUGGCACAGCCAAAGUCCGGGAUUUCUGGACUGGACCCAAGACAGCUCGCUCGAAUCAGGAAGGGAGUCUUCGGCCUAUCCGAGAGCCCGAGGAUGUGGUACGACAGGCUUUCUGGCGUUCUACUUAGCGAGAUCUUCGACAUCGGAGGAGUCCGACACCGCCUCGUGCCGAGCCCUUUGGAUCCUUGCGUGAUGAUGCUCAUCAAGGAUGGCGAAGCUUCUGAGCCAGCAGGAUACCUCGCCCUCCACGUCGACGACAUUUUGGUGGUCGCCCCUACCGAGGUCAACCGCAUGCUCCAAGAGAGGAUCGGGCGCCUUUUCCCGAUCGACGGCUGGCUCGAGGACAGUUUCGAGUAUGUGGGGUCCUUCAUCCAGGUGAACGACGAUGGCGUGAGUAUCACCCAGGAGAGCUUUGUGGAUGGCCGUUUGUUCACUGUUGAGGUCCCCCGUUCGCAGAAGGGGACAGAACCAGCUACUGAAGAACAGGCCAUCGACAACCGAUCCUUGAUCGGUGCUUUGAGUUGGCUAAGCAGCCAGAGCCGCCCAGACCUGACGUGUGGGGUGGCAUUGUCACAGCAGCUCCAACGGGCCCCUCUUACCGAGGAUGUUCGAUUCGUGAACCAGCUCUCGGCCCGGGCCAAGGAGUUCCGCGAGAACGGGAUCUACCUGCGGCCUACCAAACUCGAGGACGCGGUGUUCCUCGUGUACCACGAUGCGGCCUGGGCCAACGCCGAGCUCGAGGAGGCCGAGGACGGGUUCAAGCUCACGGCCGAGGAGAUCGAGCAGGGCACCAUACGCGGUUUCUACAGCGAGUCUAGGCCAAGGAAGGCUAAGAAGGGAUCUUCCAAGGUCGCUUCACAGUUGGGCCACUUGAUCUUACUGGCCGACCGGGCUAUCCUCGAUGGGUCUUGUUGCCGGACGAGUUUGCUCGAGUGGAGGAGCCAGUCAUGCAAGCGAGUGUGCCGUUCCACUUUUGGUGCGGAGACAAUGGCCGCGGUGGAGGGACUUGAAGGAGGACAGUACAUGAGGGCUCUUCUGGCCUCACUACUUCAUGGACGGAUCGUCAAGCACCAUGAGAUCCGUAAGCGGUGGCCAAUUCUCUGCUUGUCCGACUGCAAGUCUCUUCACGACCACCUUCACAAGGCUGGAACACCAAGGCUCCCAGCAGACCGUCGUCUCGCAAUCGACUUAGCGGCCCUACGUCAAGAGUUGCGGGCUGAACAGUGGACUGACCGCUUGCCGCUCCAAUGGAGGGCAUCACGCUACCUCUUAAAAGAGGUCGCUGGAGUGUUUCAGACGAGUCCGCCGAAGGCACAUGUGAUCGAGCCCAGCGAAAAGGACGUCCUGACAGAGUUCGGGAAGAUCAAAUCCGGAUCCAAGCAGGACCUUCACCGAAGCCUUUGCACGGCCAUGCUCAGGCUGCAUGAUGCCUUCUCCGUGCCGCCCUCUCAGCGUUUCGGGCCACUCGCCGAGGUCGUGGGGGAGUGCGGUAAUGGUCUGGACACAGCACCAGGAUACGCUCUUCGAAUCGAAUCACUGGCAGUUUUGGCAUUGGCCCGAGAUUUCCAGCUCUUUCCGGAGAGUGAUGGACGUCGGAAGCGAUUCGAUGCGAUUUGGCGGGGCUUUGGCGCUUGCAGAAAGCGGCUGCGUGCCAUGCGGAAUGACAAGAUGGCCAGGACCCAAGCGGAGAAGUUGCGAAAGGAGUGGCUCCUGGCUGAGCAACCUCUUGGGCAGAAGUUCCUUCUGCUCACCGACUGCCAGCCGCAAUCAGGCAGCGAUCCACGGAAAGUCACUGGAAAAGACCUGAGAACUCUUGCGCUGCAUUGGUCCCACGUGCUGGAGGCAAGCCUUUGCUGGGUCUGCCUCGAGGUUUGUCAGGCCUUGGCAACCUCGAUGUUGCCAUGCUGGUCUUUGGCCACCAGCCACAGCUGCCGAGCGAAGGACUGCCCCUAUGCCCACGACAAGCAAGAUCCGACGCUGCUCCAUCUGGUGGCCUCCCGCAUGCUCGAGGCGGCCAACGAGGGCAGCAAGGUCUUGAAGAGCAAGGACCUGCAGACCGCCUUUUCCAUGCUUGGGACGAUGGCCAUGGAUGCACUCGGGGGGCCGGAGCUCUGGAAGAAACGCAGCGAGCUCCCGGAAUAUCCAGCCGCACCUUCCCGCAGCUUCCAUGGUCCAAGCCGCGACGGGUUCCUGGGACUGUCUUGGAGAGUCUUGGGAGAUUCGUUAAAGAAGGGGCACCCUCAGCUCAAGACGGCGCAAAACCUGAUGAAAGGCUAUCGUCAACGCCUUCCCAUCUUCCCUGACUGGCCCCUGUGGUGGGAUGUGCCGGCCGCGCUUGUGAGAAACAAUUCGGAAUGGAAGGAUGUCACCGUGACCACCAAAGAGGUGUCCUUGACCUUCUCCAAGACUUCGGGCAGCGGCAGCUUUGCGGACGCCUCCUCUGGAAAGGUGAUCCUCAGUGAGGCUGGCCACAGCUUCAAGACGGUGACGGAUCUCGGCCAAGCAUCCUACGAAGUCCGGCAGUCCUGGUCCGGCCCGGCGGGGGAGGGCCUCUAUGGAGGUGGGUCCUUCCAGAACGGCCUCAUCAACUACAAGCAUGCCCCCAUCUCCCUCAUACAGUUCAACCUCGAAGCGGUGGUGCCGUUCUUCGCGUCUUCUGCCGGAUAUGGCCUGCUUUGGGACAACUAUGCCUGGACGUACCUCAAUCCUCCCACGCCCGAGGCAGCCCUGGCAAAACCUUCGACCGGAAAGGCUCAGAGUGGCGAGGUGAUGUUCCAGCCAACGACCGGUGGAGAUCACUUCUUCCACAUGGGCAGGCUCAUGGAUGACAGCAGCAAGCCUGUGUGGGGAGGUGGGCAUGAAACUUCCGUCACCGUUCAAGCCGAGGAGGGUGGGCCCGAGAUCGUCGCCAUUCGGUGGACCAAGGAUGAGCAAAACCACCCAUCGUCCCUCACUGGCCGCGUGGAAAACAUGAAGGCAGGCCAUCGAUACCGCGUUCGAUUCAGCUUCGACACUCCAGGCGCUGGGCUCUAUGUCCAGGGCCCUGAUCAUGACAGCGGGCGCACGACUCUAAGGUCGAGCCUGGCAGAGGCGAUCGACUACUACUUCGUAAAAGGACCUCGGAUGGAUGACGUCAUCGCCGGCUACCGCAGCAUCACAGGUGCGGCACCUUUGUAUGGAAAGUAUGCCUUCGGCUUCUGGCAGUGCCGAGAGCACUAUGCAAGCCAAGCAGAGGUUCUCGAGGCCGCCCAUGGCUUUCGGGACAGAUCGAUCCCAGUGGAUGCCAUCGUGCAGGACUGGCUGUACUGGGGUGAUCUCGGCUGGGGACCCGAAUGGGAUUUGACGCGCUACCCUGACCCUGCAGGCAUGGUCCAGGCGCUAAAGACCAUGGACAUGAAGCUCAUGGUCUCCGUUUGGGGCAAGUUCGACAACAAGACCGCCAUCUUCAAGGCGAUGAAAGCAGCUGGGAUGGUGCUGGGCAACACCAACCAAACCAACAACAAUUGGUACGACGCAUGGAACCCACAUGCACAGACCCUCUACUAUGAUUUCUGCAACAAAGCCCACUUCGCCAUCGGUGUGGAGAGCCUGUGGUUGGAUGCGACGGAACCCGAGGGCCUCCCCAACAUCGACCAGGAGACAUUCCUGGGCUCCGGGAACCAAUAUAUGAACACCUUCUCUCUGGAAACCACAUCGGGAAUUGCAAAUGGAUUGCGGAAAGAUUAUCCGAAUGCUCAGGGCGCUCGCGUUUUCAGCUUGACGAGGAGCUCCUUUGCAGGUCAGCAGAAGACGGGAGCUGCUCUUUGGACUGGAGACACCACGGCGAGUUGGGACAUGCUUCGUCGGCAGGUGGCGAGCUCCAUCAACUACCCGAUGUCUGGCAUACCCUACUGGGCACAGGACAUCGGUGGUUUCUUCCGACCAAAAGAUCAAUACACUUCUGAUGACUAUCGCAGACUUUUGAUUCGCUGGUUUCAGUUUGGAGUCUUCACGCCGAUCUUCCGGGUCCACGGAGCCGGGAGUCACACGGAAAUCUGGAACUUCGGGAACACCACCAUGGACAUCAUCAACAUCUCUGCUAUUACUCUGAGAUACCGGCUCCUGCCCUAUGUCUAUUCUGGGUUUUGGCGCGUGGAAGCGCAAGCCUACACGAUGCAGCGAGCGUUGACCUUCGAUUUUCCUGAAGAUGCGGCAGCACGGCGCAUCGCGGAUGCUUACAUGUUUGGACCCUCCCUGCUGGUGACUCCGAUUGUUUCGGCCGGAGACUCCGGUAAGGCGACUACAAGGGAGAUUUACUUCCCGCAAGGCAGUUGGAUUAAUUUCCACACCGGAGAGCAGUAUGGAGGAAUGCAAAAUGUGAGCUUCACUUUGCAGCAAGCUCCUUUCUUCUGCCGCAAGGGAUCCCUCCUGGUUCUUGGGCCCAGCAUCCAGUCGACAGCUGACACGAAUCCUGAUCUGGAAGUCCGCAUUUACCCGGGAGCAGAUGCAACCUUGGCUUUAUUUGAGGAUGACGGCUCUUCUACCAAAUACCGCGAGGGCAGCUACUCGACCAUAGAUUUUGCGUGGCAAGACAGCAGCCAGACGCUCCGAAUUUCCAGCAGGAAAGGCGCUUACCCCGGCAUGCCGCAAGCAAGACGGAUCUGUGCUGUGGUCGUUUCGCCUGGCCAUGGUGUAGGCGUUUUCCAAUCAAGCUGUGAUCGGCAAGCUACGUAUGCUGGAGAGGAGAUCGCGAUUCAGUUCCAUAGCUCGAUUGUGGUGUAG
Molecule: messenger RNA, 11781 nt
Organism: Symbiodinium sp. CCMP2592
Lineage: Eukaryota; Dinophyceae; Suessiales; Symbiodiniaceae
Source: the annotation of a GenBank genome assembly